UUAGUUCUUAAAGAGUUCCAUACAGUGUGUUCUAAUCAUAGUCACCCCCCUCAAUUCUUCCCAAAUCUGCUUCCCUUCUCUACCCACCCAACUGUAUGUCCUUAGAUUGUCUUUUUAUAGUUUUCAAGACCAAUUCUUUGACAUGUGGCCUUCCACUGCAGCACUGUCGAUUUUACAAGGGCUACGUACUGAGAGAAAACUGUCAUCCUCUCUACCAGCAGCUAACAAUUGCCAAGAACUCCAUGUCAAAGGGUAAAAAUUCACAUCCAUCUCCCCUCUCACGUUGGGAUUAGGCCUGGCUUUGCACAGGCUGUUCCAGUCACUGUGAAUGCUUAUGCAUGGCUCCCCCAUGUGUCCAAAACAUAUUUCCUGUAGUCACCACCUCUAGCUCUUGGACACUUUUUGCUCCCUCUUCCACACUGACCUCUGUGCCUUGGGGAAGAGGAGAAGGUGCUUUUGUUUCCUUUAAGCAUUCUGUUAUCUCUUCUCUGCACCUUGUCCAGUUGUGAGUUUUGAUGUUAGUCACCAUUUACUGCAAAUAGAUGAGCGUUGAGAGAUGAAUUGAUCUACAGAUGCACUGAAAAGUCAUUAGGAGUUGGUUUAAUACUGUGUCCAUUUAGUAGAAAUAGAGUAGGCUGUUCCCUUGUCACAAAUUCUUGACCUGGUAACAGUGCAGUUAUGGAAUUUUUCCUAUUGUGGAGGGGGACUUAAAAUCCAAUCUAAAAGUGGUUGGUUAUUCCCAUGGUGUUUAUGCCACUAAUGGAAAAGUGGUCCUGUACUGGCCAGUUACUUUUUCUAAAUUUUUUUUCAAAAUAAACUUUUUCAUACAAUAUAGUUAGAUCAUGGUUUUUGCUCUCCCAUCUCCUUUCCAAACCUUCCUACCUCCCUCCCCACCUUUCUAAAUCCAUGACUUAUUGCUCUUGCUCUUAAGAAAACAAAAAGGAAAAUAGGAAAGGCAAGGAAAGGAUAAAACAAGAUAAACAAAUUAUGGAAAACAAAUAAAACAAAUAAAGUAAACUAAGAAAAGGCCCUAGAAACAUACAUACAACGAUACAGACUCAGACACACACCCACACACAAUCUGCUCCAGAAAACCUUAGGCCAGUCAUUUUUUAAAAGCUUGCAGGGUUCAUUUAAGUGUGAUCAGAAAGCUUCUUCAUCUCUACUGGCUUGUUUUCAUAGUGCUGUAACAGGCUUUGUACAAUACCCAGGGAUAAAAUACUCUUUUCUGUUUGUGUUAGCACAUGGCAGAGUUCCUCCUAUUUGUCUAUGUCUUAAUUCCAUAGCUGAGUAGGAAGAAGACAUCAAGCCAUAUAUUUCUCUUUAGCUAUAGUCACUGUAGCUACAGCAAAGAGACAGACUCUGAGGCCACUUAUCCUGGACCAGACAUUAUUAUAGAGAAGCUCAGAUGACAGCUCUAUUGCAGUGGAUAGGUGGAUAGAUCAGAUCCAUCUAAUCCUCAAAAUAAACCUUCAUGUUCUGUCCACAAAUCAAGAGGGCCCAAGCAUUAACCUUUUUCAAUCCAGGGGGAUCAAGUGGUAGAUGGACCUUUAAUUUUUUUUAUUUCUUCAGAAAGGAUUAGAGUAACCUGGAAAAUCUGAGUUUAGCAGAGGCACCGUGCAUUGAAGGAUGGCCAUCAAAACUUCCUGCACUCUAAUUCUCAGAAACUUUGCAGAUGGAAUGAUCUUGAAAUGAAUCCAGUGAACUCGGAUGUGAGAUGGAUGAUAAAUCCAAUGAACACUCCCAGGAGUCAGGGGCAAGGAUAUUUGAGAUAGAAUUGAAGACAGCAGCAGGAAGACAGGCAGAGAGAUGCCAACGGUUGAAACUGGAAAAGGCAAAGGCAAAUGAUUCUCUAGAGCCCCUGAUAGUUGUGGUAACACAUUGGGUUUAGACUUCUGAUGCCACAUGUGUCAAGAUGCCACAGGGCAGGGGACAUUAAGAUGGUAUAUAAAGUUGAAUUUUGGUGAAAAGCAACAGAAGCUGAGCAGGUCUCAGGGUUUACUUGUUCUGGGCUUAUUUAAGCUUCAUAAAUGUUUUAUGCGAUGCUACCUCCUUCUAUAAUAAUCACUCUUCUUACCAGCCAGCCGAACUCUUAAUUUUCAGGACAGAACCAUAAAAACUUCUCUUUGGAGGUUCCGUUGAAACUAAACAUGUGAUUGAGUUAUGGUUUGAAAGUACAAGGUUUCAGUCUCACAGAAAACUGCUUUCUAAAGGGCAUAGCAUCUUUGUUCCUUGGAUCUCGCCUCUUUGGACUUGGCCAUAUUCAAAUAUGACUAGUCAGGUUGAAGUCAUACAAACAGAAAAACUGGUGCAAAGAAAAGCAGGGGAGGAAAGCCGAAGGGGCCUGCGACAUUGAAGAUAUUACACAUUUGGGAUGCAGUCGUGUGCUCCAUAUUUUGGGCUUCAGUGCCAUGUGAGAAAAGUCACCCAUGCACUUAAGCUACCGUAUAAUUAGUUUUUUUAUAACUCAAAGCCAGAUAUCAUCCUAGUACAUCCACCAGCUUAGAAAGAGACCAUUCCUUGUGAACUCAAUUACUAGAGCUUUGUAUAUCAAAAUUUGCAAGGAAACAAUAUCCAAAAAGGAUGAAUUAAUCUCCCUCUUAUUUUACCAGCUACUGGAAAGACUUCUAUGGGCCUGCGAAUAGGAUUUAGCUAUCCUUUCAUGUACUGGCUAUAACAUUAUUCAUUAAUAUUCCAAUACCAUUAUCCCUUCAAAAGAAAGUUUUAAUUCAAGUAAUAUUUCCGGAUUACUGUUUUAGUAAUGAAGGCUUCAGAUUCCAUAGCUAUCAUCAUCCCAAUGGAAUAGGUUAACAGAAAACAGAGCCAUGGGCCACUAUACCAGAAGGAUGGACCAGCAGACACACUGUCAAAGGAAAUCUGAGGAUCCUGAUUGUAGGUUAGCACCUUGUUUUCCUAGAACUCCCCGAGAUUCCUAAUGCAUUACAUACUCCUGGUGAAAUCUACCCACUAAAUCAGGCCUUUGCUUUAUUUUUAAAAGCAUGUUGAUCAUUCAUUAAUGUUAAUAACUUACUAUUCUUCUGAACCAGGUAUUUAAAAACUCUGAAAUUACUUAGAAUGGGUCUCUGGAAGCUGAUGUUGGGUAAAGAUCAUUGGAGAGGCCUCUAUGCUCUUGGUUAACAUGUCCACCUUGCCUAACAUUUUAGAACUUACUCUGUCAUUUUCCCAGUUCCUAUAGGAAAAGGAGACCCUGCUGAUGUAUCAACCAUGUUUAUAGAAAUCAGAAAAGGGUGCGCCUUUUAUCAGCCUGGACUUUUGAUCCAUUAAUACAUUUAAGAAAAAAAACUAUUUGGUUGUCCCCUGAAAUAUGACGCAUCCUAUGGAUUUGAUAUCUUAACUAGCACAAGAUGACAGGCCUUAAGGUCAGUGACAUUCUUUUGAGUUUCUUGGAUUAACAUUUGUAACAAAAACACCAGCCUUGACUAGCUUUAAAACUGUUACCUUUUAAUUUAGACAACUCAAACAAUGGCAUCUAAUGUUCAUGACUAUAUUGUGUGAUGGAACAUGUGAUUAGCAGUAUGAUAUAGGGCUGGUCAGAGACAUCAGCCGUAAGGAUGUUGGCACAUGUCUUCUGCUUGUAUGAAGACGCUGUGUGGGAAGGAUUCUUGGCUGCCGCUGGCAUGGUGGUUAUAAAUCAAUUAGCCUUGAAUCCCUUCAGAUCAUUACAGUGAAAAUCUACUUUACAUGGAGUAAGAAAUAUAGCCUCUCAGAUCUUACAUAAGCAGUGUAGAUGCAAACAACUUCAUCUGUGUUGGUCGUUGUUGCAUGACUGUAUUUUAUGCAUCCUACACUGUGGCCACACUAAUCAACCUAUUGGUGCUGUGGACUUUUACCAUUGUAGCUUUGCUUGUGCAAUUAUUCCCUAGAAAGGCAUCUGAUGUAUUCAAACAUUCCUUACAUUAUUCAAAGCUUAAAUGAAGUAACAUAUUGUCUCGGUCUUCUCUGCAUUUCCUAAAUGAGACCUUAUAUUUCAAUACAUCCACAUGAAUAUAUACUGGUGAUUGAUAACUAAACUGUAAACUCUUUGAAAAUUUAGGUCAUGAGGACAAUAUCUACCACAAAACACACAACAAAGGCUAUGUAUCAAGCCGAAUGCCAAGUGUGGUGUGAUCACCAUGCCACCUACAUACUUCCUAUUCUUUUUCUGUGAAUUAAAAUAACUGAGUCCUAGGAAGUCAAUGCAAUUUACACAAUAUCCAACAGAUAAUUAAGAUUUGUACUUUAAAUUAGUAAAAGCCACCAAUCUCACAACUGAUAAUAAUUGCAGACUUUUUGAUGUUAUUUUGGUUUAUUUCCAGUUUCUGAGUUAUCUUGAAGAUAAAAUAUGAAACUCGUCCAUUAUCUCAUAUUCCUAAACCUCACCUGCCCAGCCUACUUCUUAUUAUAUUCAUUUGUAUUAUUGAGACAGGGGAUUCAUUUUUAUCAUGAUUAUAAAAUAUAAAAACAAUUUGCAAUACACAGCAAGUGCUCAGAGAAUACACAUUGUCUUUUCUUUUCCACCUAGUUCCCAAGAGUAAUCAGAAAGUUAGAGUAUGGCAGAGGUUGUGGUAUAAAAAAAGAAUGAAUCAAAUAAUCAUCUCCAAACUCAUUUUACUCUUCAACUUUGAACAUUAAUCCAGGGACAGGCAACAUUAAAACUAGAACUUUAAUGUUAAGAAAUGAUUGAAAGUCUGAUAUCAUACGGAAAUGAUGGAUCAAAUUUCAUAUGAAAUCUGCUUUGUAAUAACCUUUUAUAUUCUUAAUAAUAUUCUGCCCUAAAUAUUGACAGUGAAUUGACGCUUGAGUGAUAAAAGAAUGAUAAAAAAACAUGACAAGAAUAUUAGCCUUUCCCCCAUAAGGUUAAUAAUGUUUUGAUAAAAGAAAAACAUCAAUUUCUGGGGCAAUUUUGGAUUGCUCUUCAACGAGGAGGUGAAAAGAUCAUAAGUCUAGUGAAAUGCGUUUUAGUAUGCGUAUAUCCCUUAAGUGCUAAAUAAUUACAAGAGAAUUGAAAAAAAACUUUGUGUGGAGGGAUUUGCCCAACCAUCAAAUUUUUAAUAAUACCAAAUCAUCAAGUACUUAGAGCAAAAAAGAAAUGGAAUCAGUCCCAAUGGGCUACACAGGCCAGUCAAGGCAGGGUGGGGCUCCAGCCUGAGAAUGUAUUGUAUUUUGCUUUCUCUUGCUGUGAUAAAUACCACGAUCACAAGCGACUUGGGAGUAAAGGAUAGUUCUUAGCUUACAGGUGAUAUGGUUUAUUAUCAAGGGAAGCCAGAGCAGGAGUCAAGGCAGGAACUUGAAGGCAGGAAACGAACCAGAGACCAUGUAAGAGCACCUCUCACCAGUUCACAUUCAGCCACCUUUGUUUAAAGCCUGACCCAUCUGCCUAUGGAUGGUGACACAUAACACAGUGGGCUAGGCGACCCUUCAUCUAUUAGCAGCCAGGAAAAUAUCCCAUACACAGGAUGUCAGGCCAACCUGGUGGAGGCAAUUCUUGAGUUGAACUUUCUUUUUCUAGGUGUGUCAAUUUCCCAAAGAAAGAUUAAAGAUCACCGCAGGCAUCGGUAGGUUGUAAAGAUUCCUUUUGUUCUAGUGCUCUACAUGUGCCCAGAAAAAUACUCUUCCACUGAGCCACACUCCCAGCUCUCCCAAGAAAUUUUAUUGACAAACAUCUCCUCUAAUUCUGUGACAAAUUAUAGACUUAGAAACAAAGGGUUUCCCGGUAACUUAAUCAUUUUUGAGGCAGGGAAGGCAAUGAUACGCAUUUAAAGGAGAAUUCUUUUAUAACACUCUAUUACUGCCAGUUAAGGAAAACAAUAAUGUAGUUUAUAUCACUUGGUCUUGACCGCCGAGCAGAGUUAUUUGCUACACCAAGUCAGAAGUAUCGACGAGUAAAUCAAGUGAAAAUAACAUUCCUCCACAGGUUUAUCCUGUAAGCCUUUGAGAAGGCAUCACACAUCUACAGGAUGGUACUCUAGCUCAGCUGGACAAUGUUCCCAACAUCUGCAACUUGGGUAAUCAUCAUUUCGUAAAAGGUUAGAACAGAGGAGAAAAUUUCUUUACUUUGUAUUACAGGGUUCCUCCCACAAGAGCUGGGACAAUAGCUAAAAUUGCUAAUACCUGUCAGCAUUCAACUUAUAGAAAGCACUUCAUCAAAUAAAGGAACAACAGACACACUCACUACUGAUUCCAAUGCUAUGAAAACUUGAAGUUUCCUGUGAAAUUCAAGUAAAAGUUCAUUACGGUAGUGUCAUUUAAAAAUGAACUGACUGUGACAGUCUGGGAUAUUAUAUUUUCCUUCACAAAAGAUCUAAUGGAAUUCAAAUAUUACUCUUUAUCGUUGACAACCCAUCUACAAUGGCAGAAUGAAGCUGAGCUGUUAACAAAAGGGAUGUUUUAAUACAAAAUGCUCACCAAAUUACCAAAGAAUAAAUAAAUAAAUAUGAGCCUUCGAAACUGUAGAGAGUAAUCAGAUUUGGUUAUUCCCCUGUAAAGCACUCAGAGCGAUAGGUCCGGAAUGUGGAAAAAACAUCAGUUCUUAUUCAGAGAAACUGACAGCAAUGAAAAUUGAAAUGUUCAUACAGCAAAGAGAAGGAGUAUAGAUGAUUUGACAAUUCUGCAUUUUCUUUAUUUUACUGUGUUAUUUCAGGCCAUAUGAGAUGUCUAGCAGAUCAACUGACAAAUUUAGGAAUCUCUUAAUAUUUAAAAUAAUGUAUAGGAGUGAAUGAAUAUUUUAUAGGUUGGAAACUCUGGGUAGAUUUCAUAAUAUAAACCUCAAUGUCAUGCUUGCUGAGUUUCUGCUGUGCCAAUUAUCAUGGUGGGGCCCACCCAGGCCUAAAGUUCUGUUUGGAGAGCCAUGGGUAUUUCUUAAAAUGCAAACAUUCAAAUUUCUAUGCAAAACUCUCAAAUAAAGUGGAAAAAUACAAACAUUUCCUAUCAUUAUGCAACACAAAAUCUACCAUGGAAUACUGGGCUUCCCAGACAAAUUUUGGUUAAUGAGAACCAAUAUACCAUUGUUUGUUUGUUUAUGGAAGGAAACACCAGAAAUAUGUUUCUCUCUUAUUUUGGUUUCUGUUGCUGUGAUAAAUAUGAGUAAAGCAAGUAAGGGAAAAAAAAAGACUGGCCUCGGAAGACAACUAGUGAAAAAGGCUGGAGGUCAGAACAGGGAGCUGGGGACCGAAACUGAAAAGAGGUAUCAAAGGAACGCCGCUUACUGGCUGGCUUCCAGACACAUAUUCGGCUCUCUUUCUUAAACAGCUCAGGCCAACCUGCCUAGUUUUGACCCCCAUCCCACCCCAGCAAUCAGGAAAAUGUCCUACAGAUAUGUGCACAGGCCAAAUUGAUAGAGAAAAUUCUUCACUCUCCUCUUCCCAGAUUUAUCCAAUUAACAACCAAGAUUGGCUCUCAUUAAGUCUAUUCCUUGUCAACUGGGCAAACAGAUCAGUGGUCAAUCAUAACUUUUCCGUGUGCCUGAGAUCUCAUGUUAAUAUCACACACACACACACACACACACACACACACACACACACACACACACACACACUCCAACUUUAAAACUCCAGCCUUUAAAUUUUCUAGUGAUUUAAAAGUUUAAAUUCUCUUUUCUUAAAUAUCCAAUAAUUUUUAGCUGUGGGCUCCAGGAAAAUAAUAAUUAAAAAUAACGCUACUUUCUUAGUUCAAAGAAGAAUAGGCACAACACAGUUACAAUUAUAGCAUAGUGAACCAAGAAUCUAAUAGUACAAAAAGCUGUGUUUGACUGGUAGGACUUACAUACAGUUCUUGCUCCCUUCUGAACCAUUAGUAGCUAGGCCUACAGUAUCUGAAUUUGCCUCAGCAUUCGCAUCUUCCAAGGUUCUGCAGUAGAGCUCACUAAGGUCCACACAUGUGAUGGAUUUUCAGUCUACAAUUCCAAAGAUUUCCACAAUCCUCCCCCAAAAUCUUCCUACUCAAAGCAACAAUCUCACUUUCAGUAUAAAUUUUUAUCCUGGUUUCUUUUCUUUCCUCUCCCUUUCUUUCUUUCUUCCUCUUUUUUCUUUUCCCCCUCUUCCUCCUCCUCUUCUUUUUAAUAAACAUCAUUACUAAACACCACGUGGGAAGGAAAGGGAUUAUUUGGCCUAUACUGCCAGGACAUCAUACUUCAUUGAAGUGAAGGAAAACAUGCAACACACAUGAAGAAAUGCUGUUCUCUGUCUUUCUGUCUGUCUGUCUCUGUCUGUCUCUGUCUCUGUCUCUGUCUCUGUCUCUCUCUCUCUCUCUCUCUCUCUCUCUCUCUCUCUCUCUCUCUCUCUCUCUCUUUCCCACUCAGACAGUUUUCCAACACAACCCAGAACCAGAACCACCUGCCCAGAGCAGCAUCUCCAACAGCAGGCUAAAUCUUCUAAGACAAUUACCAAUCAAUAAAAAUAUCCUACAGACAUAUUAUAGGCUAAUCUGAUGGAGAUAAAGUCACCAAAUAUCAUUCUUGUACCCAAAGUGGCUCUAGUUUGUGCCACAUUGAUAAAAGUUAGUUGGUACCACCAAAUUGAUAUAUAAAAGAGCCAGUCUUGCUGUAAACAUUCUUUACAAAAAGGCAGUGUCUUGGAUGGGUAAAGAUAAUUAAUCUGGCAAAGGACACUGUGGUUAGGACAAAACGGCAACCAACAGAUUGGGAAAAGAUCUUUACAAAUCCUACAACAGGAUAGAGGCCUUAUAUCCAAAAUAUACAAAGAACUCAAGAAGUUAGACCGCAGGGAGACAAAUAACCCUAUUAAAAAAUGGGGUUCAGAACUAAACAAAGAAUUCACAGCUGAGGAAUGCCGAAUGGCUGAGAAACACCUAAAGAAAUGUUCAACAUCUUCAGUCAUAAGGGAAAUGCAAAUCAAAACAACCCUGAGAUUUCACCUCACACCAGUGAGAAUGGCUAAGAUCAAAAACUCAGGUGACAGCAGAUGCUGGCGAGGAUGUGGAGAAAGAGGAACACUCCUCCAUUGUUGGUGGGGUUGCAGACUGGUACAACCAUUCUGGAAAUCAGUCUGGAGGUUCCUCAGAAAAUUGGACAUUGAACUGCCUGAGGAUCCAGCUAUAUCUCUCUUGGGCAUAUACCCAAAAGAUGCCCCAACAUAUAAAAAAGACAUGUGCUCCACUAUGUUCAUCACAGCCUUAUUUAUAAUAGCCAGAAGCUGGAAAGAACCCAGAUGCCCUUCAACAGAGGAAUGGAUACAGAAAAUGUGGUACAUCUACACAAUGGAAUAUUACUCAGCUAUCAAAAACAAUGACUUUAUGAAAUUCGUAGGCAAAUGGUUGGAACUGGAAAAUAUCAUCCUGAGUGAGCUAACCCAAUCACAGAAAAACACACAUGGUAUGCACUCAUUGAUAAGUGGCUAUUAGCCCAAAUGCUUGAAUUACCCUAGAUGCCUAGAACAAAUGAAACUCAAGACGGAUGAUCAAAAUGUGAAUGCUUCACUCCUUCUUUAAAAGGAGAACAAGAAUACCCUUGGCAGGGAAUAGAGAGGCAAAGAUUAAAACAGACACAGAAGGAACACCCAUUCAGAGCCUGCCCCACAUGUGGCCCAUACAUAUACAGCCAUCCAAUUAGACCAGAUGGAUGAACCAAAGAAGUGCAGGCCGACAGGAGCCGGAUGUAGAUCUCUCCUGAGAGACAUAGCCAGAAUACAGCAAACACAGAGGCGAAUGCCAGCAGCAAACCACUGAACUGAGAAUAGGACCCCCGUUGAAGGAAUCAGAGAAAGAACUGGAAGAGCUUGAAGGGGCUCGAGACCCCAUAUGUACAACAAUGCCAAGCAACCAGAGCUUCCAGGGACUAAGCCACUACCUAAAGACUAUACAUGGACUGACCCUGGACUCUGACCUCAUAGGUAGCAAUGAAUAUCCUAGUAAGAGCACCAGUGGAAGGGGAAGCCCUGGGUCCUGCUAAGACUGAACCCCCAGUGAACUAGAUUGUUGGGAGGAGGGCGGCAAUGGGGGGAGGAUGGGGAGGGGAACACCCAUAAGGAAGGCGAGGGGGGAGGGGGAUGUUUGCCCGGAAACCGGGAAAGGGAAUAACACUCGAAAUGUAUAUAAGAAAUACUCAUGUUAAUAAAAAAAUUAUCAAUGGAAUUCAAGCUCAUACUUACAGAUAAAUAAAUGGUGAUUAAAUAUUAAAAAAUAUUGUGUCACUAUAAUCAGCAUUUCCAUCCAACUGUAUACAUCUUCCACUUUUAAUUUUAAAAUAGGAUAUCUUUAUACACACACACACACACACACACAGACACACUCAGACACACACACACACACACACACACACACACACACUUCCAAACUCUCAUGGUCCACUGCUAGGCAGGUAAAUAUAACCAAUGUGUUUUUGACCUGGGUAGGAACAUCUAGAAAGUAAGGAUUUACUACUAGACUCCUGGCUUAGAUAAGACACACAGAAAUGCAAAGCUACCAAAUGAACAGAACAGCCAAAAUCCAAAAAGACAUAGAAGACGAAAUUAGAUGAGAUUCACAACAUUCUGGAUCUAGCCAUACUCGAAGUUCAAUUAUUUAGUUCUUUGAACCAAAAUAUGUACCCUAUUGUAGUUUGUUAGUUGAAAGGUUGGUUAUACAAAGCACUUGGUGUUACUGCUACAUUUCUUAUAACUAAAUAAAUUCUGGAGAAUUCAAAUGUGGAUCAUGUCAUCACAAACAGGGUCAUAUCCCACAAUUUUAUGAGACCAUAUAAAGGAUUGGAAAGUCAAUGGUUAGAAACAAGAAAUUUUAUAGUUUAGUGCUUAAAAACUUAGCACUGCAAGUUGAAUUUUCUAUAGUUUGGUUACAUUCAUUUCUCCAGGGAUAUACCAGAGCAGUUUUCCCUGCUUUCUAACAUCCAUUCACACUGCUAUUCUUCCCUACUUUGGUCCUGGCAAUCCCUUGGUGUGGAGAACGAUCUCUAGACUGUUCUCUGUAAUUCAGUGUACAAAUUGUCCUUCACAUCCAUGGCUGAAUAUCAUUUCUUCUCUAAAGCUUUUCCUAAUCAUCUCAUCUGUUAUAUUUGUUUCUCUACUAUAAAGCUCUUGCUGAUUACAAGCAAUCUGUGUGAAAGACUUGAUGUACCACCAAGACCUAUAGGGUAAAUUGUUUGAUGUUGUGAACACAGGGUCUCACUUAAGUAUAUCUUACUUUCCUGAAACUUGCUAUGAAGGCCCGGAUGUCCUUUAAUUUACAGAGAUGACCCUGCCUCUGCCUCCAGAGUGCUGAGAUUAAAGGCAUACAACAUCAUGUUUUCAAUAUUACUGUUUUAAAUAUUACUGAGCACUAUAAUUUUUCCUUAUACUUUAUGUUCUUUAUGUGUGCUUCUUUAACUCAACUGAGAUGAUUCUGAGAUUUAAAACAAUAUUUAUUUAUGACAGCCUGGUGAACUGUCUUGGUAAAAAUAAAUAAAUACUAAAUACUCAAUUUAUAUUAAUCAUGAAUUUAUCAUUUUUUCUUUUAAAAAUCAAGAGCCCAUAAAAUUAAGCAAUAUACUCAACCAAAUAUAGGUAAUUCAAGAACAGAGAAUUUGAAGAUAAUAUUUUAGAAAUAAAAUAUUAAAGCAACUCAGUAAAGAUGAAUGGAGUCAAAAGUCUUAAAUAGAAGGCAUUUUCAUACAUAAAUAUUAAAAUCAAACGGUAUAAAAAGCUGUAGUUAUGGAAAAGAAUAGUAUGGCUCAAGAAAUGUGUACUAAAGUUGAAAAAUCCUAACUAUAUUACUAAAGAGGAUGUGUCUCCACAAGGCCUCUCCAAAGAAAUCAAUACGCACACAAGCUCCUGUUUGUUAAAACUAUACCAAACAGCACUCUUUCUAAUAUAUGUAUAUAUGUAAGGUAUAGAUUUCUAAUAUAUAUAUAUUUCUAUUUCUAUAUUGAUUUCUAUUAUAUAUGAUAGAGAAAGAAACAUAGCUUGGUUUGGUUGCUGUAGGGAGAGAAAGUAAAAUAUAAAUAAAAGAAAGUCAGACUUCAAAGACAAAUAGUUCAGGUACAGUUGGUAGGGAGAACAUUUUGAGUGAGGAUGGAAAUUCAGAGUGACAAAUGUCUACUGGAAGAGGUCACAGACUUGACAGUCUGCAGAACCACAACAGAAAAUAUACAUGGGGUGGAGUGCUUUAGGAAGUGUCUACAGACAUCAAUAUCAAAUGGUCCACACUACUCUCUGAGCUUCGCCAUGAUGCCCAAAGAUGACAAGAAGAAGAAGGAUGCCGGAAAGGUGGCCAUAAAAGACAAAGACCCAGUAAAUAAAUCUGGUGGCAAGGCCAAAAAGAAGUGGUCCAAAGGCAAAAACAAAGUUCAGGACAAGCUGAACAAUCUCGUCCUGUUUGACAAAGCUACUUAUGACAAACUUUGUAAGGAAGUUCCCAACUAUAAGCUUAUUACUCCAGCUGUGGUCUCCAGGAGACUGAAGAUUCAAGGUUCCUUGGCCAGGGCAGUCCCUCAGGAGCUACGUAGUAAAGGACUCAUCAAGCUGGUUUCAAAGCACAGAGCCCAAGUAAUUUACACCAGAGACACAAAGGGUGGAGAUGCCCCAGCUGCUGGUGAAGAUGCAUAGACAGAUUCAAUCAGCUGUACAUUUGGGA
Rattus norvegicus (Norway rat) is the source of this 12558-nucleotide messenger RNA. Lineage: Eukaryota; Metazoa; Chordata; Mammalia; Rodentia; Muridae. The record is from RefSeq and is a predicted model, not a curated record.